Messenger RNA from Polypterus senegalus (gray bichir), 747 nucleotides. Its product is annotated as cell wall protein DAN4-like. Lineage: Eukaryota; Metazoa; Chordata; Cladistia; Polypteriformes; Polypteridae. The annotation marks the transcript as partial. The record is from RefSeq and is a predicted model, not a curated record. The transcript has 2 exons.
UCAACAGCUACAGAAAACUCUCCAACAACACCGUCAAGUACUUCACAAUCCUCUAGUGCAGUUUCAACCACCACUUCUGCAUCAACAUCUUUGGAAACAUCUACAGCAUCACCUACAACUACAACUGCAUCACCUACUGUAUCUUCAACUACAACAUCAUCACCAGUAACUACAAAUUCCAAAACAACUUCAGCCUCAACAUCUACAGUAGCCACUCUAACAACACUUCCAACAACUAGUGCAUCAUCUACUGAAGCAUCAACUAGCACUUCAUCUCCUGUUACCACAGAUAGUCAAACAACAGGUUCAACCUCAACACCACAUGCAACCUCUGAAACAACACCAUCACCUACCACGGCAUCAUCUAGUGCAGAAUCAACUAUUACUUCAUCUGUUGAAACUACAGUAAGUCAAACAACAACUUUAGCCUCAACAGCUACAGAAAACUCUCCAACAACACCUUCAAGUAUUUCACAAUCCUCUAGUGCAGUUUCAACUACAACCUCAUCUCAGACCACCACUUCUGCAUCAACAACUUUGGAAACAUCCACAGCAUCACCUACAACUACAACUGCAUCACCUACUGUAUCUUCAACUACCACUUCAUCACCAGUAACUCCAGCUCCAAACAGUUUAAGUGUAUCGCCUACUCAUGAAUCAACUUCACUUUUGUCUGUGUCUACGCAAAGUUCCACAACCACAUCUACAGGUAAUCUUGGUUUUAGAUUCUUGAUGUUUUUUUGCCAU